Messenger RNA from Etheostoma cragini (Arkansas darter), 2484 nucleotides. It is a transcript of the gene pi4k2a, whose product is annotated as phosphatidylinositol 4-kinase type 2 alpha. Gene Ontology annotation, biological process: endosome organization; Golgi organization; phosphatidylinositol phosphate biosynthetic process. Bases 148 to 1515 code for a protein of 455 amino acids. Gene Ontology annotation, molecular function: 1-phosphatidylinositol 4-kinase activity. The record is from RefSeq and is a predicted model, not a curated record. The transcript is spliced from 9 exons. Lineage: Eukaryota; Metazoa; Chordata; Actinopteri; Perciformes; Percidae. Gene Ontology annotation, cellular component: plasma membrane; trans-Golgi network; lysosomal membrane.
UUUUCUUUUUCUUUUCCUUGUUAGCCAGCGUCAGUACAUAGCCAACAAAACGACCGUCACACUUUCUUUCCCUCUUCUAUUCCGUCCUCUUUUCUUUUCUUCUCUUUCUACAGGAGUUAAAAUAACUCCUAGUCCACCUCCAAAAUCAUGGAUGAGACGAGUCCGCUCGUCUCUCCCCUUCGGGACUCGGGUGAUUUCAGCUACUGUCCCACAGAGCCCACCAGCCCCCGGGGCGCGUUUGGAAACACACCGGGCUCUGUGGUUCGUAUCCCGGCAGGCAGCCCGGGGCGCAGCCGGGAGAGACAACCGCUCCUGGACCGGGACCGUGGGAGCUCGCCGCGGGAGCCGCACAGGAACGAGUUCCCGGAGGAUCCCGAGUUCAGAGAGAUCAUCCGAAAGGCCGAGCGAGCCAUAGAGGAGGGGAUCUACCCAGAGAGGAUCUACCAGGGAUCCAGUGGAAGCUAUUUUGUCAAAGACUCACAGGGGAAAAUCAUCGGCGUGUUCAAACCUAAGAAUGAAGAACCCUAUGGCCAGCUGAACCCCAAAUGGACCAAGUGGCUCCAGAAGCUGUGUUGCCCCUGCUGUUUUGGCCGUGACUGUUUGGUCCUGAACCAGGGUUACCUCUCAGAGGCCGGCGCAAGCCUGGUCGACCAGAAACUUGAGCUCAACAUCGUUCCCACGACCAAGGUGGUGUACCUGGCUAGUGAAACAUUCAACUACAGUGCCAUAGACAGGGUGAAGUCUCGUGGAAAGAGGCUUGCCCUGGAGAAAGUACCUAAAGUGGGCCAGCGCUUCCACAGGAUUGGACUGCCACCCAAGGUGAUGAAUUGUUGUAUUACACAGGUUGGCUCCUUUCAGCUCUUCGUUGAUGGAUACAAGGAUGCAGAUUUCUGGCUGCGGAGAUUUGAAGCGGAGCCUCUGCCUGAAAACACCAACCGUCAGCUCCAGCUGCAGUUUGAGCGGCUGGUAGUCCUCGAUUACAUCAUCAGGAACACAGACAGGGGAAAUGACAACUGGUUGCUGAAGUAUGACUGUCCCAUGGACACUGUUGGGAAUAAGGACACAGACUGGGUGGUAGUAAAGGAUCCCAUCAUCAAGCUGGCAGCUAUAGACAACGGCCUCGCCUUCCCCCUCAAACACCCCGACUCCUGGAGAGCCUACCCAUUCUACUGGGCGUGGCUUUCCCAGGCCAAAGUUCCUUUCUCCCAGGAAAUCAGAGAGCUGGUCCUGCCAAAACUCUCCGAUCCAAAUUUUAUCAAAGACCUGGAAGAGGAUUUGUAUGAAUUAUUCAAGAAAGACCCUGGUUUCGACAGAGGACAGUUUCACAAACAAGUAGCCGUAAUGAGGGGGCAGAUCCUGAACCUGUGCCAAGCCAUGAAGGACGGUAAAACACCCCUGCAGUUGGUCCAGAUGCCCCCAGUAAUUGUUGAGACAGCCAGAGCACCUCAGAGAGCCAACAGUGAGUCCUACACACAGAGUUUCCAGAGCAGAAGACCCUUCUUCACUUGGUGGUAGGAGUGAUGCCAUGAGGAGGGACAGCAGGAAAGCCCGGAAACAAGCGAGGAUUGUAGAUGUGCAGAUGGAAGAUGGGGCAGAAUCUGAGAGCGCAGGUUUUUUUGUCCUGAAAAUGGAGAUAAUCAUCAUCCUCCCCUCUUCUCCUUAUUGAUGUUUUGGUUAUGGAUAGUGAGAAAGGCCAAAAGGGGAAGUAUUUCACUACAUAUCUUUCCUGUUUGCCUCUGUGCCUUGCGUAGACGUCACUGGAGUAAGAACGCCUAAAUGACGAAAAUUCUGUACCUGCGUGAGAGAGAGAGAUUUUCAGUGCGGUGUCAGACUUUUCUUUCGGACCUCCGGAUGCAUGUAAUGUUUGCCCACACACAUGCACACCAGUUAAAAGCCUCUCAUGCUUUGUUUUUGGAUGGGAGGUGUUGCAUUCCAUGUUUUUUUCUUUUUCAUACCCCUCUGCCUUUUUAAUAUUCACUUGCAUAUUCCCUCCCACACCGUAAGAAAAGCCCCGGCCUGGUUAAAGCAGUGGUGCCACUCGUGAAAACCAGCAUUUUAUUUUUUAAACAAAUGAGAGAAGUGUUUGGUGUGGUUAAGUCUCAAAGAUUUAGGAACUGGGCUCCCAUUGGUGUUUACACUGCGAACACAAGCCAUGUGAACUGGUUUCACAGUUACUCAUUGCGCCUCCUUGCUGCUUAGAUUAGGAUCUGAAAGUCAUCUGGGGGUGAUGUUGGUAAGCUGAGGCACUUUUGGUGAAAAACACAAACUGUCUGUUGUGCUGAGAUAAGUAUGUGUGGCUCCCCUAGUCUUUUCUUCUUCCACUGAUAAGUUAAUGAUUGGUGAAGAAGAUAAAUUGUAAGUAAACAACAAAGUAACAUCCUUCUGUACUGAACUGACCUGAAUUGUAUUGUGACAAUGCACUGUAUAAUUUGUAUGUAAUAUUUAAUGAUAGAUUAUAAUUAAAACAUACUUCAUUAAGACAAA